AUGAACAUACUCCUAGACUUGGUGGAUCCCCUGGUCUUCGACUCCAUGUACGGAACGAUUAGUCACGGUUUACGAAGAAUGUUAUGCUCAGGACAAGAAUCAUUUUUUAUAUCUGGAUCUGUCCAUAAAAUAGUUUGUAAUUCCAUACUGGAGCCAUCAAACUGGGAAAGAUCCGGUCUCUUUCGUCAAAGCACAAGUAUAUUCUUCUUAAUUCUCAUUACAACUAUUUUCUUUUACUUCGCCUUCGGCUCGCUCUGCCAUGGUUUGCACUUUCAGCCCGCCCUCCACCGAAAGCCGAAAUGGGACAAAGAACAGAUAAAAUUCGAGAUAUACAGCUCCCUUCUCGUUAUUGUCAACCUGAGUCUCGCUACUGUGCCCAUCUUCCUAGCUCAGAUACACGGGUACGCAAGAAUCUACCCAUACAUGACCACAACCGUAUGGUACGAGAUUGCUCAGUACCCAUUAUUCUUCCUCUUCAGCGAAACGGCAAUGUAUUGGCUACAUCGAAUGUUCCAUGCGCCUUUUCUGUUUGAGAGAACGCAUAAGGACCAUCAUCGUUUCACUUCGCCCACGGCAUUCUCCGCUUACGCCUUUCACCCGAUUGAAGCAUUCGCCAUGAGCUUACCCGUGUAUGCAUACAGUUUUCUGUUGCCUAUGUCAGAUGUCGCACAGCUGGUCGUGUUUAUAGCUUCGAAUAUUGGUCCUUUUUUGCUGCACGAUAACAGCGUACCUUUCCACCUUGUACAUCAUAAGAAUACCAACUUCAAUUAUGGCCAAUUUUUACCGCAUUGGGAUAUUCUAUGCGGGACGUAUCGAGAGCCGAACACUAUCUUAAAGGCCAAGCACGUUGAUCAGUAA
Molecule: messenger RNA, 858 nt
Organism: Bipolaris maydis ATCC 48331
Lineage: Eukaryota; Fungi; Ascomycota; Dothideomycetes; Pleosporales; Pleosporaceae
Biological process (GO): lipid biosynthetic process
Molecular function (GO): iron ion binding; oxidoreductase activity
Source: RefSeq, a predicted model, not a curated record